AUGGAAACAAAACUUGUUGAUAAAACUGUUUUGCAUGGGAAGGAAUACCCGUACUUCGUCUCAGACGUCACAGGUCGUGAUUUCGAAUGGACGCUAGCGGAGUUGAACAAGCUUGGUGGUGUCUAUAGGCAGAUGUAUCAAAAGCUGAGUGAAAGAGUGAAAAAGAACGAACUCGUAUUCCAUGACCACCGAUUUUGGACUUACCCGCAUCCAUACUGUGAAAUGAAAUCAUUAGCAGCGGAUCUUUACAAAGAGCUAUCCGAAGCAUCGAUCAUUAUAUUUAAAGGAGACUUAAAUUACCGGAAGUUAAUUUCUGACAGGGACUGGCCAUUUGAAACACCGUUUAAGCGCGCUCUCUGUGGUUUCCUACCGGCACCUAUGCUUGCUCUACGUGCGCUCAAGUCCGAGGCUGUCGCAGGUCUGUCAGAAGAAGUUGCUGAACAAAUGCGGCAGAAACCCGAUCGCAAGUGGAUGACCACCGGCGAUUACGCAGUCGCCGAAAUGGCAUAUUAG
Molecule: messenger RNA, 513 nt
Organism: Strongylus vulgaris
Lineage: Eukaryota; Metazoa; Nematoda; Chromadorea; Rhabditida; Strongylidae
Source: the annotation of a GenBank genome assembly